Molecule: messenger RNA, 1278 nt
Organism: Chaetura pelagica (chimney swift)
Lineage: Eukaryota; Metazoa; Chordata; Aves; Apodiformes; Apodidae
Product: nucleoporin-like protein 2
Exons: 7
Coding region: 1-1278 (425 amino acids)
Cellular component (GO): nuclear envelope
Molecular function (GO): nuclear export signal receptor activity
Source: RefSeq, a predicted model, not a curated record
AUGACCAAGCUGAGAGGUGCAGUUAGCAUCCCUGAGGGAUGGGAUGCCCUUCAGAGGGACCUGGGCAAGCUUGACAAGUGGGCCAGUGUGAACCUCAUGAGGUUCAACAACAUGCCAGGUCCUGCAGGUGCAAGCAGAGGAGGAGGAGGAGGAUGGAGUACCACUAACCAGAGAUACACUAACGUUAUCCAGCCGUCUACCUUUAAGUCUAAUACAUGGGGUGGCAGCAGAGAUCAGGGAAGAGGAUUUUUUGGCUCCUCUGACUUUGGAUCAUCAGGUGGCAGCAGCAGAAAUGCAGACUUUUCACAGAACAGAUUCUCUGCAUUAACGAGCAGUCAAAAUAUCGCUGAUGGCAAUAAAGAUGAAGAGGAGAGACUUCUUGAAUCUGUAAUGAAAGACAUGGAAAUUUGGGAAUCUUCGGGGCAGUGGCCAUUUUCAUCUUAUUCGCCUAUGAAGGAAAAGCCAAAUGUCUCAGGUUUUGCAGAUUUCUCUCCAGAAGAGUUGCAUCUAGAGUAUUAUAAUUGCCGAGCAAACAAUGACAUUCAAACCUAUGUAAAUUCUGUCCAGGAGUUAGCAAAACAGUGGAAAAAAAGACUGUUUCAGCUGAAAACUUCAAAUGCAUCAAAAGCAGCUUUGCUGUCUGAGUUGAAGAACACAGUCACUCAACCGUUGCCUGCCUUCGGAUUUGGAGAACAGCAAACAUCAAGCUUUGGGGUGCCAACCUCUCCUGUGAACAGCAGCAGCAGUGCUAGCAGUUUCUCCUUUAAACCAAGCUCCAGCCUUGUCAAUGCAUCAUCUGGAAACACCCCUGCUUUUGGGAGCUCUUCUGCAGGUUGUAAUCCUCCUGCAUUUGGUAUGACGUCCUCUCCUACCCUCUCCCAUUCUGUUGGUUUUGGCAGCCCCGUGGCUCCGUCUGCAUCCUCCUUCUCAUUUAAGACUUCUGGAACAACUAGUGGUUUUGGAGCUUCUGGCUUUUCGGGGUUUGGCAGUUCUGCUGUGAACUCUUCAAGCACCGCUUCAUUUACAGGCUUUGGAGCUUUUAAUGCUGCAGCUUCUCCCUCACAUUCGAGCAGUGGACAGACUGCCAGUGCCUUUGGACUUAAUAUCACAUCAGCAUCUUCUGCAGUCACAAACAAUACUGUAUCAGAAAAAUUAUUUACACUAAAGAGUGAAUUAUCAGCUGAAGAGUUGAAACAAUUUGAAGCAAAAAAGUUUACAUUGGGAAAGAUUCCUCUUAAGCCACCACCAUUAGAACUUUUAAAUGUUUUGGACUUUUGA